AUGGAUAUUCCUAGUGAUUCUUCAUGGACCAUGAGGAAGAUCCUUGGUUUAAGGAAAUUGUGCCAACCUCUUAUUAGAUAUCAUGUCGGUAAUGGGGCAAAUACCUUCCUUUGGCUAGAUAACUGGCACAUUCUGGGACCUUUGUAUGCUAAAUUUGGUGAGAGGGUUGUGACUAAUUUGGGCAGAGCUUUAUGGGCUAAAGUGGCUACUAUCAUUGACCAAGGAGAUUGGUGCUGGCCCAAAUUGGGAAAUCAGUCCAUUCAAGCAAUUAUGGCUCCUACUCCUCCCAGUUUGAGACCAAAUCUUACUGUUGAAGACUCUGUUAGUUGGAUACCUCACCCAAGCGCCAUCUUCAUUGUUAGGUCAGCUUGGAAUGCCAUUAGGAAGAGGUAUCCUAUUCAGCCUUGGCACAAGAUUAUAUGGACUGGUAAUGCAGUGCCUAGAUGGUCUUUUAAUCUUUGGUUGGUUGUCCUUCAAAGAUUGAGCACAAAGGAUAGCAUUUGGUUAAUAAGAACAUGGUUUUGGAUUCCUAGCAACUUGGUGGAGGUCCUUGAUUGGUAUGGUGUGCAGAGAUUUCCUAAGCACAAGGAGAAACGUAAAGCAAUCUCUGAAGAAUCAAGACCUAUGCAGAUAUUGGCUGUUUUUAUGGUUAUAUUUGUUGGUUGUUAUAUGGAAUUCCAUCCUUAG
Molecule: messenger RNA, 687 nt
Organism: Rhododendron vialii
Lineage: Eukaryota; Viridiplantae; Streptophyta; Magnoliopsida; Ericales; Ericaceae
Exons: 4
Coding region: 1-687 (228 amino acids)
Source: RefSeq, a predicted model, not a curated record